AUGGAUCGAUUAUGGCAAGUCGAACUGACAUUGACCAGCGAUAAUGACAAGCAACUCAACGCUCUUACUACCCAGAUUCACACGGAAUUAUUUUCACAAACAACAGCAUGGGCUCGACUGGCCGAAUUACUUAUCAUAUUAGGUGAAUUUGACAAAGCCGACGAAUUAUAUCGAAUACUUAUUCGGCAAGAACCGACUGCUAUAGAGAAAUCAAAGAUCUGCGCACGGCUUGCCUGGAUCAAACGUAGUCAAGGUCAAAAUUCUGAAGCAAUGUCAUUUAUCAAGAAGUCUUAG
Messenger RNA from Didymodactylos carnosus, 294 nucleotides. NCBI's taxonomy places the organism in Eukaryota, Metazoa, Rotifera, Eurotatoria, Philodinida, Philodinidae. The record is from the annotation of a GenBank genome assembly.